Messenger RNA from Raphanus sativus (radish), 737 nucleotides. Its product is annotated as pathogenesis-related protein PR-1. Bases 23 to 526 code for a protein of 167 amino acids. NCBI's taxonomy places the organism in Eukaryota, Viridiplantae, Streptophyta, Magnoliopsida, Brassicales, Brassicaceae. Gene Ontology annotation, cellular component: extracellular region. The transcript has a single exon. The record is from RefSeq and is a predicted model, not a curated record.
AUUAGUUCAAGCUUCACCCGCGAUGGCUCCUCCUAAACCCAUGAAUGGUGUUUCGGUUGCAAUCGCGGCUCUCAUACUACUACUUGUAGCAUGUUGUCAUUGCGUUGAUGCAAACGAUCAACAACAAUUCAUGGCUCCACAAAACGCAGCAAGGGCUCACUUGAGGCUCAGACCGCUAGUGUGGGACGCCAAACUAGCCCGUUACGCGCAAUGGUGGGCCAACCAGAGACGGGGUGACUGCGCCUUGAUCCAUUCGAAUGGACCAUACGGUGAGAAUCUAUUCUGGGGCUCAGGAAAUAGCUGGAGCCCGGCUCAAGCCGCCAAUGGAUGGUUGUCGGAAGCAAGGAGCUAUAACUAUUACUCUAACUCGUGUAAGUCCGAGAUGUGUGGUCAUUACACGCAGAUUGUGUGGAAGAGCACGCAGAGGAUUGGCUGCGCUCAUGUGAUCUGUAAUGGUGGAGGUGGCGUGUUCUUGGCGUGCAGUUAUGAUCCACCGGGGAACUUUCUUGGUAGGAGACCUUAUUGAGUAUGAUCCAUUUGUAUAUCUUUAAAGAAGUCACACCAAAAGAGGUUGUUCUUGCGUUUUUAACUCUUUUCCUUUUUGUAUUACAAAUGUUAUUUUUUUAUUGGUUAAAGUUUUAACGUGCGAUCGGGAAAACCACAUAACGUUUGUUUUCCGACGUUUUCUUAUGUAUGUUUCUGUGAGGGACAUUUCUUUUGGUUGAUAAGAAUUAACU